This is a messenger RNA of Schistocerca cancellata (South American locust), 4692 nucleotides long. Its product is annotated as transmembrane protein 65. Gene Ontology annotation, cellular component: mitochondrion. The transcript is spliced from 6 exons. The coding region runs from base 68 to 1078 and encodes 336 amino acids. The record is from RefSeq and is a predicted model, not a curated record. Lineage: Eukaryota; Metazoa; Arthropoda; Insecta; Orthoptera; Acrididae.
CUUCGGAUCGGGAGUCAGUAUAGCAGCGUUCAUCCGAAGUUCAACAUCACGCGAGUGGUUGUUGACAAUGAAGUCCCCGUUUUCGUUCAGUAUUCUUCAAAAAUUUUCCAAUUUAUUGCAGAGAGCUGAGAGCUGCCGCAUCAAUUCUUAUCCCGGCUACUCAUUAAGUACUCGCAAUUCAAACAAUAUUACUCUUCAGUAUUGCGGACUUCGGUUGUUUCACUCCACAAGAAAAGCGCCAAAUUUAAGAAAUGAAACUCAUAUGGCCAGAUCAGCUGCUCGCAAUAACAUCCCAGUUUCGAUAUUCUCGCGAUAUUUUAAAAACUUACAGACUGUUCCAGGAAUAAACUCGAAAUUAUUUAGUAAUUCGUCAUGCUUGCUAAUCGUGGACAAGUCGGUGUCAGCGCCUUUGACCAAACGCCAGGCUCAAGAUUUAAUACUUCGACUAACCGGAGAAGAAAGGAACGCACUUCUCUGCGCACUGCAGGAAUUUCAGUCGGAGAAAAUGAAAGCCGAAUAUGAAGGACAGCUGGCCGGCAAGCGGCUGCGCUCGACGUUCGGCCGCCCCAGCAAGGUGCCGCGCCUGGGAGACGUGGACCCCACGGGCGCCUACUGCGCCGUGCCCGAGGAGUGGCUGCUCCGCAAGACCGCCGAAGCAGUUCCUCCACCGUCCUCGACCGAGCUAUGGCAAGUUGCUAUCCACAACGCCCUUCCCUUCGUUGGAUUCGGAUUUCUCGACAAUUUCUUCAUGAUUCUCGCUGGAGAUUACAUCGAGGUGACGAUGGGCACGAUGAUGGUGCUGUCGACGAUGGCGGCGGCGGCGCUCGGCAACACCAUCUCCGACAUCCUGGGCAUCGGCUCCGCGUGGUACGUGGAGCGGGUCGCCGCCAGGGUGGGCGUGCGCACGCCGAAGCUCACCCCCGUUCAGCUGGACAUGGCCUCCUCGCGGUGGGCAGCCAAUAUUGGCCGCGUGUUCGGCGUGACGCUGGGCUGCCUGCUCGGCAUGAUCCCGCUGCUCUUCCUCAACAAGCAGCCUUCCAGCCCGUCCCAGCAGCAGCAGGACGCAGAGCCGACAUGAGUCACCGCCACCGCUGGGACAUCGCGCAACUGUAGUUCUAGUACACCCGUAUGCCAUCCUACGUGGACAGAAAAUUUUCCUUUGUGUUCAUUGGUAUCUGGAUUGUGCUGCACAUUAGUCAGCAUGGAUUGUUUUGGAUAUGAAAUCUUUUCUCUCCUUCUGUGAACUUUCCUGUGAAUGCUAACAUGUAUAUGUGACGAAAAUGAAACACCAACACAAUUAGAUUUUAUAUAAAAAACUAAAUAAAAAGAAAUGCACCUACGGUUCAUGACACCUUGUUUCCACUGCUUUUCAACAGAUAGCAUGCAUAAUAGCAAUAAAUUUUAAUUUUAUUUUACCACUUAUCAAACGUUAUUGAUAAGUCAAGAAAAGAAGCUGUUGAGGAGGUUUGGUUUGUUAUUCAUUUUGUAUUAAUCUCACACAGACCAGAACAUUUAACCGUAUUUUAGAUUGUAAUUCACUUUUUCACAAUUUUUGUUCCAUUAUUUUUUCUUUUUAUCUUUAACCAGUGUUGCAUCGCUUCAAUGUAUUUAAAGGUCGACACGACGAAGCCACUAAAAGAUGGUGUGAUGUGUAUUUAUUUACUGAUAACCAGUUUUGGUCGAGUCCCAGAUUAACAUUACCUCAGAUUAAAGGAGGUUUUCUUCACAUCAAACACAUAACUGGAAGCAACCAUAUUAAACCUUAUGAAAUGGUAAUCCGAGACUUGAAGACGAUUACUUGACAUACGGGUUGUCGAUAAAUAAAUCCACAUUACAGCAGCUUUCAAUGGUUUUGUGAAGUCACUUUUUAAAACUAUUUCUUUUCUAUUAUUUUAUGGCUGACGAUUAUGUCUUCUGCUAUUUUCAGUAUCGUUAUUUUAAUUAAUUUUUUUCGUCUUGGUUGAAUUUUGAAUUCUGGGUAAUGUUCAGUCUUUGAACAAAAAUUUUUGUGAAAUAAAUAUAAGAAAAGAACUUAAUAAGAGUAACCAUAGUUCUUUCAUAUAUGGAACAGAGUCUGGGCAUCUCCCUACUGUGUAGAAGUACGUUUUGUUUCUGCUGACGAUGAUGAUAACCACAUAUCUCUUGUGAUCUAAGACUUUAUAACAUACUUGUUGAUUAAACAAUUCUAACAUGUGCUGACAUCUGCUUAUCAGAGCUUCAGACGACAGAAAAAUAUUUCUUGACAAGAUCCUGUAGCUGGGUCAUAUCAGUGUUUUAGUCCUAGCCAUCUUACAGAAACCAAAAUUUGCUAAGGAGCCCCUGAAUUGCUUUACUGUCCUUGCAAAUCCCUUCUUCUCCUUCUUAAUUUCAAAGCAGUGGCUAUAAUCAGUGGACACCUUACCCUUGUAUCAAGUAUGCUAAUGAUUCUCAGACACAAUUUAACUCAGAGUACACAUGGAAAAAUGUUGGCUACAUUAUUUGUAUUACAAUAGCAAAGCUAAAAUAUCGUACAUGUUGUCAACAGAUAAAAUUGUUGAUCAGCUAACACAACUCUUUAACAAAAUACUGUUAUUGUUAUUUUUGAGAUGGCUUCUAAUGUUACAUGGUUUGCUUGUUAAGCAAAGAAAAUAAUAUGGUCUGUUAAAUGGUUUGCACAGCAAAUUUGUAGUGUUACAGUACAUCAUUAUUUCAUUAUUUUUGUGAGUUCUCUUGCACCUCAUCAUCAGUUUACGAUUUUUUGAAGACUGAAGAUAAUCUGUGAAUGUAUAAACCCCUUUCAUGCAGUCACUAUUCCAAAAAUGAACAUCAAUCCUCUCUAUUACAAUAAAAGAUGAUCCCAAUGUUUUUGGAUACAUAGCUAUAUUUACUGCUGUGAAUUGUUAUUUCCAUCUUAACAUACAUUAAUUUGUAGAUAAACUGUUUGACAAUAUAAUAUUUUAAUGUUUCAGCUUCAAGAAUGUAUAAUGUUGGUCUCAUUGUUAAUAUGAACUUAUUUUUUAUUUUUGUUAACAGAAUAAUAUAUGUAUAUAUCUAUGUUGUAAAAAUAUUUAUUUUUAGCAAAUUUAUGAUAUUGCUUGAUUGUUCUGACAAAAAGUAUAAUAUAUUUUAUAAAUUAAAUUUUAAUUAAUUUUUUAUUAAAUUAAAUGAAUUACAGCCUAACUACCCAUAGCUAUACAUUGUAACAGAUUGCUGUCAUUCAGCAAGUUCUCUAAAGAGAUUUUUUUUGUAUCUCAGAUGUAUAGUUUGGAAUUGGAGCCUAUUAUAAUUCAUAGCAUCAAAAAUUAUUUCUGUUAAAUGAAAUCUACAUGUGCUUCAUAUACACAAAUGAUAAGAAAUAACAAUGCUGUAACUGCACUUACGAAAAUGUUAGAUAUAUGAAAAGGAGAAAUACAAUGUAAUAUUAUUCCUUUGCUUAAGGAAGACACUUAAUAGCUGUCUGUCCCUGCUCAAGGUAUAAGGGAAGGUAGAAGCUUUGUAGCAGCAGAUAUCACAUGCAUCUCUGUAUUAUGUAACACUCUCACAUCUGAUAGGACCAAACCACAUAACGAUUCACACAACUCACUCAAUGAGCUUCAGUAGGAUGCUUUUCCUCUUCUAUUUUGUAAGAAACUAGAUAGCAUCAAACAUAUAUAUAUUGCUGUUGUAACUAAUAGCUUAGAUACUGAAAAUUCUGGUGCUACAUGAAUGUUAUGUAGUAGUACACAUGACUCUGAAGAAAACUGGCAUGUACUUACAAGAACUGAAUUCAAAAAAUAAAAGUAUUGUGAUGAGGUCCACAAAAUUUAUCACUGAGAAGAUCUGAAUAUCUAACGAAUCAUUAUAUUAUUAUGAAGUUUGAUUGUGCCCAUGUAUCUUCCAUAGUUGUUAUCAGAUGGAGCAGGUGCAGAUUACCAAUUUACAUUUGACAUUUAUCUUUUUUUCCUUGAAUUCUUAUGAAGUUUAAAAAACUAUUAAAAUUAAGUUGAUACCUAAUUCUGUGUAAUUGGUUCAGUUUUUAUUUAAUGAGCUUUUCUCUUAGGAAUAACUAGAAACCACAGUUGUCUAGUUUUUAAAUUAUCCUUACUGGAUUUAUCUGAUUUUGAUAUAUAUUAUGUACAUAAUUUCUAUUUUGGUAUCUGUGUUCUUCCUAUUCUAUUUGCGCUGUGCACUGAAAGAUGUGAAUAUUAAAGGAUCUGGCACCUUAUGAGGGUAGUCUAAGUCAUGUUCAUAAAGUGCUCAAUUUAUGGUAUGUAAGUAAAUGAAUUUAAUUACUAGUCAGUGUUACAGUUCUGCUACAGACAUACAGCAAUUUCCAUUUUGAAAUCUGUCAGAAUGACUCAGUGUUGUGUUAAGUGUGACAUGAUUCUGACAUGGAUUGCAGUGCUACAAUUAUUUGCAUCCCAGUAUAAGAAUUGUGGUGCUUUAACUGUCUUGAAAGUCUGACAUUUUUCUAUUAAUUCCAGCUGAAACUACCCACAGAUGUGCACAUAAUAAUUAUAAACAACAGAAACAGUGUUGGAACAGAAAUAUAUUUUUAACGGCCUCAGAAUGUUAAAAAAUAGCUGCUGUAUAUUUCAUAUGAAACAGAUCUAUUUCAUGUUAUGAGUGACUGCCAGUACUUCACAAGAAACUUCUUGUAAUAACUAUUUUCGCAGAAAGCAACUUCCUUCUUGUAUUGUUUGAGAAAAUAAUUAAAAUAUCCAAGCAAUAACA